AUGUUUUCAUACCUUACGAAGUCCAGGUUAUUGCUUGGCCGAAAGAUUCCUCAAUGGCAACGAUGCUACUCCCAAAACACCCCACGCCGCGUAUCGGAUCCUCUACGCAUUCUCUUCUGCGGUUCUGAUGAUUUCAGCUGCGCUUCUCUAAAAGCUGUCCAUGAAGAGCACGGCAAAAAUAAAGGAUUGAUAGAGUCGCUGGAGGUCAUGGCCCUACCGCCAAAACGUUCAGGAAGAGGAUUCUCAUCUCUAAAAGAAGUACCUUGUAAGCUACUGGCAGAAGAGUUGGGGUUGAGAAUACACCAGCAGGGAACGUUCAGAGGAUGGGAUCUGCCUGAGGGAACAAAUCUCGUAAUUGCUGUGUCGUUUGGGCUCUUCGUGCCACCAAGAAUAUUGGGAUCAGCCAAAUAUGGAGGUCUUAAUGUGCAUCCUUCUCUACUCCCCGACCUCCGUGGACCUGCUCCGAUCCACCACGCUAUACUAAGGGGAGACAGCCAUGUUGGUGUUUCACUACAAACACUUGACGACAAAUCUUUUGAUCACGGAACCGUGCUAUCUCAAACUCCGCGCCCUGGAAUACCAGUACCACCAGACUGCACAGUCCAAGAACUCACGAAUCUCCUUGCUCCAGUCGGAGCGCAGAUGCUGGUACAGGGUCUACGAGACGGUGUAUACGUACCGCCACAUCAAAACAAAGGAUGGAGGGGAGAAGAACUUGAUCAAGGGCAGCUCGUUCAUGCGCCAAAGAUUAGCAAAGCCGAUGGCCAUAUCAGGUGGUCUAGCUGGAAGGCUGAUGACAUCGUGCGAGCGAGAAGAGUUCUGGGGUCGGUCUGGACAGAAGCCGUCAACAGGAAGGGAGAGACGAAGCGGCUGAUUUUCCAAGAUGCUGAGACGGCGAGCACCAGCGAUGUUGAGACCGAUGGUACCACAGUCCGCUUUCUAGGUCAUGGGUCAGAUUCAUUCAGCGCUCUCGUAUCGGAUCAAGGUGACGGGAGCUGUGCUAUUAAGACUUCAGACGAAAAGAUAAUCCGAGUAAAGAAGGUCAAAGUGGAGGGAAAGCCGGAGCGACCGGCCGACGUGGCACUGAAGCCUUAUAUCGAGGCAUAA
This is a messenger RNA of Fusarium pseudograminearum CS3096, 1107 nucleotides long. RefSeq lists its product as uncharacterized. Gene Ontology annotation, cellular component: mitochondrion. Bases 1 to 1107 code for a protein of 368 amino acids. The record is from RefSeq and is a predicted model, not a curated record. Gene Ontology annotation, molecular function: methionyl-tRNA formyltransferase activity. NCBI's taxonomy places the organism in Eukaryota, Fungi, Ascomycota, Sordariomycetes, Hypocreales, Nectriaceae. Gene Ontology annotation, biological process: biosynthetic process; conversion of methionyl-tRNA to N-formyl-methionyl-tRNA. The transcript is spliced from 4 exons.